AUGGCAGUUCCUGUUGUCGAAACGAAUAACACUAUCACCCACCCAGAGCGUGGGUGUCCGCUGCAAGUAGGCGAGGGACAACGCUUAUAUACUUGCGCGAUAGGCACAUACGUCCUCCAAGAUGAUCUUUUACUUGCGACACCACCUCCUCAUCCCUCCGAAGCACCCAUCGUCAAUCCGAACCCUCUGACAACGGUGCCAGCACCACCGACCUGCGGCGUGAAAUUAUCGCUGGUCAGCCUCGACCCGCGGAAGAAGCCUCCUACAUUCUUGAAAUCCGCUGUGACAGCGCCUCAAUUUGGUGAUGGAAACUCGGCACUUUCUGCGCCACCUGUCGCAUCGAAGGACGCUUUGAAGAGAAGGAAGCCCAAGAACAACAUCAUCAAGAGCAGCUCUUCAUUUGUGUCAAGAGUCAUCACGCACGAGACGUCUGCGAAAAGGCUGAGUGACCGCGACUCGAACGGUGUCUUCGCGUUUGCAAAUAUCAACCGAGCCUUCCAAUGGCUGGACCUGAGUUCGCCGACGAAGGAAGAGCAUCUGACGAAGGUGCUUUUCACCAAGGCGCACAUGCUCUGCCACGAUAUCAAUGAGCUCACCAAGACAUCUUCUCAUCUGGAUAUUGUGAUGGGCUCCUCCGCGGGUGAUAUUAUCUGGUAUGAGCCCAUGUCGCAAAAGUAUGCUCGGAUCAACAAAAACGGUGUGAUCAACAACUCGCCAGUUACCCAUCUCAAGUGGCUCCCUGGUUCCGAAAAUCUCUUCUUGGCAUCUCAUGCGAAUGGCGUAUUGGUUGUUUAUGAUAAAGAGAAAGAGGACGCGUUGUUCACGCCCGAGCCCAAUGUGCAUUACGAGAAAGAACCUGGGAGGCUGCCUUUGGAAAUCCUCAAAUCCGUGAAUUCAAAGAACCAAAAGACAAACCCAGUAGCAUUUUGGAAGCUGGCAAACCAGAAGGUCUCCAGCUUUUCCUUCUCUCCUGACCAAAGACAUCUAGCUGUGGUCCUCGAGGAUGGAUCACUGCGACUGAUGGAUUAUCUUAAGGAAGAGGUCUUGGACAUCUUCCGAAGCUACUAUGGUGGUCUGAUUUGUGUUUGUUGGUCUCCAGACGGCAAGUACAUCGUGACAGGCGGUCAAGAUGAUCUCUUGACUAUUUGGUCGUUCCCCGAGCGUAAAAUCGUCGCACGGUGCCAAGGCCACAACUCCUGGGUGUCGUCAGUGGCAUUCGACCCAUGGCGCUGUGACCAGAAAACCUACCGGCUGGGCAGUGUGGGCGAUGACUGCCGCCUGCUCUUGUGGGAUUUCAGUGUCGGCAUGCUCCACCGUCCCAGGGCACACCACGCCUCAACCCGCAAUCGAACGAGCAUCAUAGCACCAAGUCCACAGACCGCCACUCGCCAUCGCUCAGACAGUGGCGACGGCCGUGUGCGCUCGGACUCUAACGGAACAGAGAAUUACAACGAGGACAUUGACCAGACCACCAGUCACCCUGUGGAACCUCGGUCGCGUACAGCCAUGCUGCCUCCGAUCAUGUCCAAAAUCGUCGGCGAGGACCCUAUCUGCUGGCUUGGCUUCCAGAAGGACUGUAUCAUGACCUCCUCUCUUGAAGGCCACAUUCGAACUUGGGACCGACCCAACGAAAGCAUCGGCAAAUAG
Messenger RNA from Penicillium brevicompactum, 1647 nucleotides. Its product is annotated as WD40 repeat domain-containing protein. Gene Ontology annotation, cellular component: cell tip; cell division site; nucleus. The record is from RefSeq and is a predicted model, not a curated record. Gene Ontology annotation, molecular function: protein binding. Lineage: Eukaryota; Fungi; Ascomycota; Eurotiomycetes; Eurotiales; Aspergillaceae. Gene Ontology annotation, biological process: carbon catabolite repression of transcription. The transcript is spliced from 5 exons. The coding region runs from base 1 to 1647 and encodes 548 amino acids.